GUCCCCACUGCGCGUGGGUCAUCCUAACCGGCAGCUCGCGCGUGCUCGUCGCGCUUUUACCAGUAGAGGCGACGUCGCGAGAUCAGUGUCAGUCAAGCACCGGAGUUGCUGCAACUGUGUUCCUCCUCGUCCGAAACAUUUCUCAGCCAUGAAAACUCUACAUUUCAAGGAUUUCUUCUGGAACUCAGAGCUGACCUGCACUGGUGGCUAUGAUGCCAUCAUCCAGUACCUGAAUGAUGGCAAGAGGUCAUGCAAGGAGGUGGAGGAUUUCAUGAAAGCCAGGGCAUCAAUUGAAGAGAAGUACGCCAAAGAACUCCUGGGUUUGUCUAAGAAGGUGUGUGGACACAAUGAGAUGAACACAUUAAAAAGAUCUCUGGAUGUGCUCAAAUUACAGACUGAACAUGUAAGUCUAUCACAUUUACAACUGGCUCAGAGCAUGAGAGAGGAGGCGAAGAAGCUGGAAGAUUUUAGAGAGAAACAAAAAGAAGCAAGGAAAAAGAUUGAACAACAGAUGGAUAUGCUGCAUAAACAGAGGUCAUCACAGUUCAAAAAAACAAUGGAUUCGAAGAAGGCGUAUGAACAGAAGUGCAGAGAUAAAGAAGAAGCUGAACAGAACGUGAACCGAAACACCAACACAGGCACCAACAACACAAAGCAAAUGGAGAAGCUCACCACAAAAGCACAACAGGCAAAACACAAUGCAGAGGAAGCGGACCGGAUAUACCAACAGAACGUGAACUCGCUGGCAAAGAUCAGAGAAGACUGGUUAAGGGAAUUCGUCAAGGCCUGUGAAAUAUUUGAAAAACAGUCAAUGGAGCGAAUCAACUUUCUGAGAAACACAGUUUGGACUCACCUCAACCAGCUGUCGCUGCAGUGUGUGACCAGUGAUGAGCUGUAUGAGGAAGUGAGAAAGUCAUUGGAGCAGUGUGAUGUGCAGGAAGACAUUGAACACUUUGUAAGCCUCCGACAGACUGGAGACAAACCACCAGCUCAGAUUAUGUAUGAUAACUUCUACUGUGGCCAGAAAUCUCAAAUCGGAGUGUCACACUCUCGACUAGGACCAGCGAUAUUCAGAAGGGGGCCAUUACCAGAUCCAACACGCAGCGAUGAUGCCACGUACUCCACAGUGGAGGAUUCUGAGUACAGCGUAAUCCAAUACUGACACACGGCUCGGCUGGAGGAGUUAAUGUACGUCCUGCGUUGUGCUGGAGCUUUGCAAUGUCUUCUUACAUCCUCAUUCAUGUUUCCCUGUAGAGGCGAGGCCCUAAAACUCUGUGUCAUUACAGUGUAGUUACACUCACACUGAAACUAAGACUGCUCUUCUAACGUUAGUGUCAUAACAAGAGCAAUUUUUUAGUUUCACACAAACGUUAGAAAACCUGUAUAUUUUGCAAAUUUUCUACUUGGUACCUAUUUUAUUGUACUAUGCCUAUUUUGGUCCAAAAUUCUCCUCCCACUGGGGCAAUUUAAUUCAUCUGAGGGAGGUGUAAAUCAUAGAUUUGGAGAAAGGUAUUUUAGGCAUUGUAUUUUAAGGUCGUGUUUACUUUUUAAACUAUGACUGUCUAAAAUUAGGACUUUGCCCUAUAUUUUGAUAGAUUUACAUUUAAGCUUAGGGAAUAAAUGAAAUCAAAUACAUCAUGGGUAACUUAAAAGUAAUUUUUAGAUACAGAACUUAUAUAUUAGAUUCGCUGUUUCAUGGCUGUUUCAUGGCUGUUUCAUGGUGGUUUUAUAAUGCAAUUCUGUGAAUUUAUAAUAGUAUUAUACUUUUAAUUUUAGAAGUUAACAAAACAAGACAUCUUUAUACUUGUUUUCAUUUCCUCUUCGAUCUGGAAGUAGCAUGUCAGCUGACUGCAGUCCAGUGGUUAGUGGUUGUCUUAAAAUCGACUUUUGACAAUUGAAACAUAUUUUGCACCUUAGAUUUGUUCGGUUUAUGUUAAACAUCAUUUGUAAAAAAACUAAAGCUGAGCUGGUGGCAACAGUUUUAUACUCCAUACUUACUUACACUUGAUCUUCAAGGCUUUUAUUACCUUCGUGACUCAUCAGGCAGAAAUUAUACUUCUUUUACCGUCAACUGUUUACCAUUUUUAACACAGUUUGUUUGUGGUCUGUCAUCAACCCUCAUAUUUAAUAGUAAAGACAGCAUCACCAUUUAUGUCCACCAACCAUGAAUCACACCGCUUAAAUUAAAACCCAGUGGAGCUUUACUUGACUACUUUUGGCAUCAUCGUUAUCUCAUUAAUUUGUUGUUAGCUUCUGUGUGAUUACGAGCCAUCAGUUCAUCUCUAGGAUGUCUCCAGAGGGCUUGAAAUGGGAAGCACAGCAGGAUUACAGGACACAGAGGCCUGUCGAUAGCAUGGGGAAAAUCCCUAGUAUCAAGGCUCUUGUGAGGAAAAUCUUCUGGUGACCGUUAAUCAAACAGCAUGCUCAGAUUUGAUCAGAUCCAGAAUCAUCUGGAUGGUCCUCUCACCUAAAUAAAAAAAAGACACAAUUAGACGAAACAAUUAACAACAAUAAAAUUAAAUAUUUUAGAGGAUAAUAAAAAAUCUCAAGACUCAUAACUAAAUAAAGCCAGUCUCUUUGAACAUAAUGUUGACCCUAAUUUACCUUCCAGGUUCAUUUUAGGAUUUUCCAGCUUCUUUUGAAGCAAAGAGUCAAUCACCUUCCUCAGGUGUUUAAAGAUCACACCGAUCCGUACGGGAGCCUGUAAAAGGUGCAUGUAAAGCUGAAUAAGCUGGGGUUUUCUCCAUUAAAAACGUUUGAUUGCUUUGAAAACCUACA
This is a messenger RNA of Betta splendens (Siamese fighting fish), 2778 nucleotides long. It is a transcript of the gene pstpip2, whose product is annotated as proline-serine-threonine phosphatase interacting protein 2. Lineage: Eukaryota; Metazoa; Chordata; Actinopteri; Anabantiformes; Osphronemidae. Gene Ontology annotation, biological process: actin filament polymerization. The record is from RefSeq and is a predicted model, not a curated record. Gene Ontology annotation, cellular component: plasma membrane; actin filament; cytoplasm. The coding region runs from base 149 to 1162 and encodes 337 amino acids. Gene Ontology annotation, molecular function: actin filament binding. The transcript is spliced from 13 exons.